AUGGGAACAGCUGCUGCAAGUGAGUCUGGACGGCCUACGGGUUCAGCGUUCAGCAUUUGCUUUCUCUGGAUACUGCACUGCCUCCGCACUGCACUUCUUGCUUGCUGCAAAACACGCGGUUCAGGAUGUGCUGACGGAUCUGGAUGCAUUUGGCUUUCCGCGAGAAUAUGCUGUCCGAUGCUUGCAGCUCAACAAGCACAACCACGUGACUACAACGUACUACCUCCUGAACGAGAAGAAGCGGCGCCUCAUGGAGCGCCUGCAGCGAAUCCCCGGGGUGCGUCGUCCCCUUUGUGUCAAAUGCAAAUAUGCCUGUGGGAAGUAUUUUUCUAG
Symbiodinium necroappetens is the source of this 333-nucleotide messenger RNA. The record is from the annotation of a GenBank genome assembly. Lineage: Eukaryota; Dinophyceae; Suessiales; Symbiodiniaceae.